Messenger RNA from Hemicordylus capensis (graceful crag lizard), 7864 nucleotides. It is a transcript of the gene TYRO3, whose product is annotated as TYRO3 protein tyrosine kinase. Gene Ontology annotation, molecular function: protein binding; ATP binding; transmembrane receptor protein tyrosine kinase activity. The coding region runs from base 582 to 3206 and encodes 874 amino acids. The transcript has 19 exons. Lineage: Eukaryota; Metazoa; Chordata; Lepidosauria; Squamata; Cordylidae. Gene Ontology annotation, cellular component: signaling receptor complex. The record is from RefSeq and is a predicted model, not a curated record. Gene Ontology annotation, biological process: phagocytosis; cell surface receptor protein tyrosine kinase signaling pathway; nervous system development.
AUUUCCUGGAGGUGACGGUGAGCCGCGAAGAAAGAAGGCCAAAGCGAAGAAGAAUUCCCGAAGGAAGUCGCGGCGGCGGUAGCAGAGAGAGGGUGCUCCGAGCUCGGCAAAUGCCAAGCGGUGUUUGGUCGCUGAAUGAACUCUGUGUACUGCAGGAGGCCAGCAGGGGGGGACCUUCUCAGCUCGGAGAUAUUGGAUUACAAACUCAGGGAAGAGGAGGAUCUGCCCCAGCAUUUGUAGGUACGGCUCUUGAAUCUUCCACAUCAGGCUCCGCUCCUUGCAAUUCCAGAUCGUGUAUGUAAACAGAUCUCCUUCGCAGCCGGAUCGCCAGAGAGCCCGCGUCAAGCUCCGCACUCUCCGGAGGGAGCUUCUUCACUGAGGGCAUCGCUUCGGUUCUUUUUCGCUUUGCCAUCCGCCCAUCCGCCCCUGCUGCUGCUGUUUCUCCCUCCUCCUCUCCUCCUCCUCCUCCUCUCCUUCCCUCCUCCUCCUCUCGCUCUUUAUUUUGUUUGGAUUCAGCGAGGAGAGGCAACUGGUUUGGAGGUAGCAGGGAGAAUGGUGAUAAAGAUGAUGAUGUGGAAGAGAUGGAGAUGAAGCAGACUAUGCAGAUCCGGGGACUCCUGUUGCUGCUGCCGGCACUAUGGGCUCUCUUUCCGCGGGACACCACGGCUGUAAUAGGCACAAAGGGUACUGGAAUGCCAAUCAAACUGAAGGUGUCCCAGGGACAGCCGGUGAAACUGAACUGCAGCCUCGAGGGAAUGGAAGACCCAGAGAUGCUUUGGAUCAAGGAUGGAUCUGUGGUACAGAGUGUAGACCAGGUGUACAUUCCAGUAGAUGAAGAACACUGGAUUGGUUUCCUCAGCUUGAAGUCUGUAGAUCGGACAGACUCUGGAAAGUAUUGGUGCCAGGUUGAGACUAAGGGGAAGAAAGAAGAAUCACAGCAAGUGUGGCUUAUUGUGGAAGGUGUUCCUUACUUCACUGUUGAGCCUGAAGAUUUGUCUGUAAUCCCCAAUACUCCCUUUCAUAUGGUCUGUGCUGCAAUUGGCCCACCUGAGCCAGUGACAAUUGUCUGGUGGAUGGGUGAUUCCAGAAUUGGGCUUCCCGACCUCUCCCCUUCCACCCUAAAUGUGUCAGGUAUUAAUCAAAGCACAGUUUUCUCCUGUGAAGCCCACAACAUAAAGGGACUGUCUUCAUCUCGGACGGCAACUGUGCAGAUUAAAGCUAAACCCUUUCCGCCUCUCAACGUGACGGUAACUCAGAUCACCAGCAACAACGCCAGUGUCACUUGGGUACCAGGAUUCAAUGGCCGUUCCUCACUUCAAUAUUGUACAGUUAAGGUGGCUGAGCCACAGGAAGAUGAGGAAGUUUCUACAGAAAUUGUCCCUGUCCCGUCCUUUACCAGGGCUUUUCCAGGAUUAAAGCAUUCCACCAAUUAUAGUGUCCAGGUCCAAUGCACUAAUGAAAUGGGCAGCUCCCCUUUUACAGACUGGGUCUAUUUUCAGACCUUGGGGUUAGCUCCAAACAGUACUCCACAAAAUGUACAUGUUAUCCAAAGAGAUUCUUGCCUGAUUUUGGAAUGGGAAGCAAUAGCUCCAGAAAUGCUUAGAGACGGUGCUCUGGGAUACAGGUUGGAGUGGAGUCAAGAUAACAUAACUCAGGGAGAGAUGGUAGUGCAGGAGACAAGAGCCAACCUUUCUUUGUGGAAUCCCCUAAAAGACCUUGUAAUCAGGGUCUGCAUACUCAACUCAGCUGGCUGCGGACCAUGGAGUGAGCCCUUGUUGGUUACUGCCCAAGAUUUAAUAGGAGGGCAGAGACAGCCUCGCUAUGGCACAUCAUGGGUUCCUGUGGUUUUAGGCAUUCUUACUGCACUGGUUACAGCUGUUGCCUUGGCACUAAUCCUCCUACGGAAAAGAAGAAAAGAAACUCGUUUUGGUCAUGCUUUUGGCAGCGUGGUGGGUGGGGAUCCAGUGGUCCAUUUCAGAGCAGUGAGAUCUUUCAACAGAGAAGGUCCAGAGCUUAUUGAGGCAACAUUGGAUAGUAUAGGAAUCAGCGAUGACCUGAAGAUGAAACUGAAAGAUGUCCUGAUUCAGGAGCAGCAGUUUACUCUGGGAAGAAUGCUUGGCAAGGGGGAGUUUGGGUCUGUAAGAGAAGGUCAGCUGAAACUGCCUGAUGGUUCUCUCCAGAAAGUUGCAGUGAAAAUGCUAAAAGCGGACAUCUUCACCUCAAAUGAUAUUGAGGAAUUCCUGAAAGAAGCUGCCUGCAUGAAGGAGUUUGACCAUCCACGCGUUACUAAACUCAUUGGAGUCAGCUUGCGCAAUCGACCUAAAGGCCGGCUACCCAUCCCAAUGGUUAUCCUGCCCUUCAUGAAACAUGGAGACCUUCACUCUUUUCUACUGAUGUCCCGAAUUGGAGAAAACCCUUUUCACUUGCCUCUUCAGACACUCUUGAAGUUUAUGAUUGAUAUUGCUAGUGGCAUGGAGUACCUGAGCUCCAAAAACUUCAUACACAGGGACCUUGCUGCUCGGAAUUGCAUGCUGGAUGAAAACAUGAAUGUGUGUGUUGCUGAUUUUGGGCUUUCAAAGAAAAUCUAUAGUGGAGACUAUUACCGUCAGGGCUGUGCCUCUAAGCUGCCAGUGAAGUGGCUUGCACUGGAAAGCCUGGCGGACAAUCUUUACACAACACAUAGUGAUGUGUGGGCUUUUGGUGUGACUAUGUGGGAAAUUGUGACCCGAGGGCAAACUCCUUAUGCAGGCAUUGAGAAUGCAGAAAUUUACAACUACCUCAUCAGUGGAAAUAGACUGAAGCAGCCCCCGGAGUGCCUGGAAGAUGUCUAUGAUCUCAUGUGCAGAUGCUGGCAUUCGGAGCCCAAGCUACGUCCCAGUUUCGGAGCAUUGAAGUUACAACUAGAAAUGGUCUUGGCAAGACUGUCUUUGCUCUCUUCCAGUCAGGAUCCUUUAUAUGUAAACAUUGGGAAGCCUCAAGAAGCUUCUAGGAACAACCCCACAAUUAAUUGUCCCUUUGGAACCUUGGACAGUGAAGUGAACAUUGCAGGAGCAACUGCUGCUGCUGCUGUCACUAGUGACUACCGUUACAUCAUGAGCCCCUUGUGCCUUGAAAAUGAUGCUGAAAGUGAAAGACAUCUGGAUGCAUCUGAAGGGGAGGCCAGGAGCCUUCUCUAUGAUUUGGAGAUGGGAGCAAAACGAUGUUAGCCUGAAAGAAAAGUGGCAUUUCACCCUCCUCCAGCAAGAUGUGUGUUUGUUCAUCACCAUAUGGUACUGCUUUACAAAGACAGUUGUAGGCUGUGUUUAACCAGCACUGGUAGCUGUAACAUGGGCUACUUCUGUAGCUGCCUACAACUGCUUUCGUUGCUGUGGCUGGCAGCCGAAGGUUAUCACAAAUCCUAAUCACCUCUUGGCCUUCUGAGGCUCAAUCGUCAGUGAAAUCCAGAGGUAAUCGUUUGCAGCCAAUAAGUGUCCACAGACUUCUGAUGAAGUACUGGAGUCGAGUGCAGUGCUCUUCAGCACUCUCUUUUUCAUAAUUUCCCCCCAUUGCUGGGUGAGCAAGUCUGAGGCCAGCACAUCGGAGGGUGGGGGGAGGAUAACUGGCAAGUAUUCAUAUUGACUCAGACUAUCUUUCAGGGCAUGAGAAAAAAGCCUCAUUUAGCAGUCCUGCCUAGACCUCUUGUCUACCUCAGUGGUUCUCGAACUAGGCUCUGUAUGGCUCCUUCUGUAUGAUAGAGAAACACUGCACCUUUUCUCAGCAGGGUGUUUGGUUGCCUCGUGUAGGCAUUCUUCCAGGCUUUCCCAGCAGCUAAUCAACAAAAUUCUAACUUCCCCGCCCCCUACCCCACAGGCCGUUUUUGUCUUUCUCUGCUUUAUGACUGACAUAAAAUGGGUUAUAAUCAGUGUUGCCAUUGAUUAUAAUGUUACCAAAGCAGAGCGGUGACAAAAGCAUGAAGACAUAACCCAAUUUCAAACAGAUGUUAAGGGAACAACGCAGAAGCUGGUAGCACUCGGAAUAAUUUGAUCCUAACAGUGCAACCCUAAGUACUGUUACUAGAGAAUAAGCACUGCUGAGCUCAGUGGAAUUUACUUCUGAGUAAACAUGCUUAUGACUGCACACUUAGUCAUGCAAAGCACCAUAUACCCAAUGAGGAAAAGAAAAUAUAUAUAUUCAAAAAGGAGGUGUAUGAUGAUAGUAGGUGGCAGUACUCUCAGUAAAAAAAACAGGUUUUCAUUUUAUGCCUUUAUCCUGCUGCCUAAUUAUUAUUAUUAUUAUUAUCAGUAAUUGCAGCAACUGGUAAACUGACAUCAGAGGAAAAAGGGAUGCUUUCUAUAUAAAGAGGUCGUCUUCAGUCAGAAACGGUUUGAGAAUCACUGGCCUCCCUGAUUAGAGGCUCUUCUGGCACUCUGCAUAAGUACAGCUGUGUCGGAACAUAACUUUGCCUAUUUCAAUAACAUUCACGAAGGAAAUACUCACUUUUAAGUAUUCAUUUUUCAAAUCAGUUUGUGUGAUUAAUCAUAACUGGAAAGAAUAACAUGCAUUUUUUUAAAAAGGAGAAGACUACAAUGUGUAAAUCAGUCAGUGCUUUUGUACAGCUGUUCCUAACAUAUAGAGUAGGCCUAGGGCACUACACAUGAUUGUGGCUGCCUCUGCAUUAUUAGCAAAUCUAAAUUCAUCCUCUUUGUUUGGUGGACUCCCUAAUGCGGUGAUAUUCAAUAUUCAGCCACAGAAUCACCUUGAAAAGGACCCAGCUGAAGUUAAGACAUUUUCAAGACUUAUUUCCAUGAGAGGGUGUAGCAUAUGCUUAGUUCUCUCCUACUGAAAUAUAUGGGACUUAAAAUGUUUGGUUUUGGCUGGAUCAUAACCAUUGUUUCCAGACUGCAGAUCCUUUAGAGGCUGUCUGCACAACUAAAUCCAACAGUAAGAUAAUACCACUGGUGGUAUGUUUGUUCUGGCCUAAUCAUGUGUUCUCAUUGGACAUUUCAUCCAUUCCUCUUCCACUUGAACAAACAUGUAAUCUAGAAUUGCUGGAACUAAGUUACAUCACAAGUCCUCCUGAGGGGCAUUGAGAAAGCCGCUUAUACCAAUUAGUUUACCCGUAUCAGAUUUAACCUCAUUUGUUCACAUAUAUAGGAUAUUUGGCAGUUUUUUUCAAAAAAUGUUUAAAGAGUGAUCUUUCUCAUAUUCCAGAGUAAAUAAUUCAUAAAAGCCAGUUCCUGCAUUACUCUUCAGGUCAACUAAGAAAUUGAACUCAGGACUGGGCUGUGCAGAUAGGAUUGUAUUCUGUUAGGACUAUGUUCUGUGCAGAUGUUCUAUCAGUUACUCUCAAUACAUUUUAAGUUUUCAACAAGGCUUUGGAGAAAGGAAACUUCCACUCCCACCGCCUCUCCAAAAACUGGGCUCACUGAGGUUCAUUUAGUCCCACAAUGUCCUUAAGUAUACUUUAUGUUUUUCAUAUAAAGUUUGCUUUCACUCCUGUGGAAGAAGUAAAGUACUCCCCCUUGUCCCUCAGACUAGCCUUGCAGCCAUGAAGGAACAACCCUUUGUUUAACUGUGUGUCUGCCCCCAUUCAUGUAUAAAACAGUGGACUCUAAUAAGCCCUAUUCAGACAUUGUGGAUUUUUUUAAAAAAAGAUGCUGUAUAUGUGUAUAAGAAGCAUUCCAGACGUCCUGCCUCGGUGCGUCACUCACCCCCUGCCUGCACAUUAUGGAAAAGUUCAUCUGUAGAGGCAAACUCAAUAACUGUGAUGGUGGGCAUUUCUGUGAUCAGGCUUGGGUGCCUGAGUCUGCCAAUCAUGGAAAUGCCCACCAUGAUGGUUAAGGCACAUAGGAAGCUGCCAUAUACUGAGUCAGACCAUAGGUCCAUCUUGUUUAGUAUUGUCUACACAGACUGGCAGCGGCUUCUCCAAGGUUGUAGGCAGGAAUCUCUCUCAGCCCUAUGUUGGAGAUGCCAGGGAGGGAACUUGGAACCUAGAUGUUCUUCCCAGAGCAGCUUCAUCCCCUAAGGGGAAUAUCUUACAGAGCUCACACUUCUAGUCUCCCUUUCAUAUGCAGCUAGGGCAGACCCUGCUUAGCUAAGGGGACAAGUCAUGCUUGCUACCACAAGACCAGCUCUCUUCCUAGAGUUUGCCUCUGUGGAAGAACGCCACCAUAACUCCGAAUAGUACAGGCAGAGGUGAGUGAUAUGUUGGGACAGGACUUGUGGAGUGCUUUGGGACACUUGUACUUGUGCACAAUAUCUUUUUAAAUAAUGUCUGAAUAGGGCUAUUUUUACAGCACAAAGUGCUCAUUGAUGAGGGCAGCUGAAUGCACCUCUGUCUUAUCUUGCUACACUCUCUUCUUCUCAGCCCAGCCUUUGGGGGCUGAGAAGGGAAAUCCUUAAAAGUGCCAGCAGGUGACAUGAGAGAUGGUUCAGCUCCUUUGACUCAUAUGUAUCUUUUGUUGUAAGAAACAGAAAGCUUUGUAUGUGAAUGGGGCAGACACAGGAAUAACAAGCAUGGCUGCCUCCCCACCCCCCACACACUUUGGCUAUACAAAGAACAUCAGGGGAACAACAACAAUGCCAUAUAUGGACCCUUUCUGCCUUUCCCCUACCCCAAAGUAACAUGAUAUUCUUGGAACCUCCCCAUAAAUAUGCAAUGAGAAAUUGGGUUAAAUCUUCCCGUUACAAAGGAUUGCCUAUUCAGGAUGUAGCUACAGAUUAUCUCUUCAGAAUGUUUAGCUACAAAGUAGCUAGAACUGUUAGUGUUAACUAAUCUGAAUUAAGUUAUCAUGAAAACAAACCCUGUAAUAUUUCCAGUAUGCCUACUUUAAUUCUUCCAUAGUAUAAAAGCAUACUCUCAACAUUUAUUUUUGCAAACAUCAGUGGUAUCCGUUCAGCACCAGUGGUAUUUGGUUGUGCAUAUGAGCUUCCCAUCAUCACAGUUGUAUAUUACCAAAGCUAAUAAGUAGUGUCAUGCUUGGCAAUGUAAACUUUUUCUGACAGAGGUCAGUAAAACUGGUGGCAUACUAAUAGGAUUAUAACUAUGAUUGAAAAAUGGAUGUGUAAAGUAAGUGCUGAGAAAUCCAUAUAUGAUGUUUUGGAAUGUAGUAAAGUUGAUGUAUUGCAGGGUUUCUUAACCUUGGGCCCCCAGUUGUUGUUGGACUACAGCUCCCAGAAUCCUCAGCUGCAAUGGCUUUUGCUUUGGGAUUCUGGGAGUUGUAGUCCAACAACAUCUGGGAGCCCAAGGUUAAGAAACCCUGAUGCAGCAUUGUCUGAAUACAAUAUAGUUGGGACCAAACAGUAACACUGAGAUAUGUUAUCCUAUGAACCAUUGAGACAAAGUCCCAAUUGUCAAAUUUCACUCUUGAAUUUGAGUCCAGAUUUGAAAUGCAUAUUGUCUAGUAGUCUGAAUCUCAAACUUUUGAUGGGCAUUCAUCUGGUUGAAUUCAGCUACCUAAAGCAAGUGUUCUGUAGAAGCCUUUCCAAUGGCCUAUGCAAUAAUUCAGCAUAGGUGUAAACUGAACUUUGUUGAGCAUUAGACAGUGCCCUGCCACCCCUUCAUCCCUUAUUGAGCUUGUUUACAAGAAAUACAGGAGAGUGGUAAGAAUGUACUUCUUAACAAAGAACACCAUCUUGCCCCAUACCUGUGUGCUCAUAUUGUGCAGUGUGAGACAUAAAGACUAACAGCCCAGUCCCAUGCCUCUUUGCCUGGAAUUAAGUCUCACAGUUCAGUGAGAUUUACUCCCACAUAAGUGUGCAUAGGAUUGUAGCUUUCCUGCAACAGCCACUUAGCAAGAAAAGCAAGUGUACAUAUAAAAUCUAAUUUUCUGAAGCAUGUCAUUAGUUUUUAUGCUUUUUUAAAAUAAAAUAUGUACUGUGUCUA